Messenger RNA from Nerophis ophidion (straightnose pipefish), 5540 nucleotides. Its product is annotated as LON peptidase N-terminal domain and RING finger protein 3-like. Gene Ontology annotation, molecular function: protein binding. NCBI's taxonomy places the organism in Eukaryota, Metazoa, Chordata, Actinopteri, Syngnathiformes, Syngnathidae. The record is from RefSeq and is a predicted model, not a curated record. The coding region runs from base 68 to 2281 and encodes 737 amino acids. The transcript is spliced from 12 exons.
UAAGUGUUAUGAGUGCUGGGUGGUGUCCGUCACUCGUGCUUCCCGCCCCGAACUAACACGAGCGGGGAUGCUCCACACUCAAAGCUCCAUCAACACCCCAGCCAUGGAGACCGAGAGCGACAGCAUGUUGGAGCUCGCCACGGAGGCUUUCCGGGCGAAAAACUUCGACCUAGCGGCGGAUAUCUACGAGUGCCAGCUCGCGGCUUUCGGCGUCGGAGAGAGCCGGCAAAAGUUGAUGGUGAAGCGGGCUGACGCGCUCGCUUUCGGGGGGAAAUUCGCCGACGCUCUCGAGGUGUACCGGCAAGCCGCAGAGAUAGAGAGACUACAACCCGCACACCUGCACAACCUUAUCGAAUACCUCACCUCAAUGAACAAGCCGGAGGGCGGCGGCACGAAUGCCUGGGCAACGGCAGCGAGUAGCCCCGUUGUCGGAGCCACAGGUAGCGAGGAGGAAGACUUCUCGUGUCGGAUAUGUCUUAGCUCGCUGUUUGAGCCUGUGACUCUGCCGUGCGGACACAGUUUCUGUAAGAAGUGUUUGGAGAGGGACAAGAAGGAGAUUGUGUGUAAAACAUGUAGGCACAGCUCCAAAGUAGCCGUCCACAGUUUCCGGGUCAACGUGGUCCUCUGCAACCUGCUGGCCAAGUGGUUCCCCGGGGCGCAGCAGGCCGGCCGGCUGAGGCGGGAGGGUAACUGCCUGUACGCGGAGAAGAAGAUGCAAGCAGCUCUGGAGAAAUACAACCAAGCCAUCCUCAUAGCACCCACUGACCACAUACUUUUCAGUAACCGCUCCCAGAUCCACUCCAGCCUGAAAAAUUACAACAUGGCUCUUAGGGACGCAGAAAUGGCCUGCAGACUCACGCCUCUGUGGUCCAAGGGUCAUGUUCGCAAGGCUCAGGCUUUGGUCUCACUGGGCAGAACUGAGGAAGCACUGAGAGAGUACCUGCUAUGUCUGUCCAUAGAGCCUCACUGUAAACUGGCCAGGAACGAGGCUAACAAGCUCCUUAGUGACCUCCUGACUCCAGUGACCAAUCAGGUCCCUGAACACAUCGCUGACUUCCCCAACUUCCUGCCCUCUAGAGGUCUCAUCAAGAACAGCAUCAGCACGCCAUCCCAAGUUAUUGACCCCAUCCCGCUGUCACCUGUGUCCAAUGUCGCCACGACCGCUCCUGAAGACGGGGGUUCAGAUAGCAACGAGGUCAAAGUUCAAAGAAAGCCAGAGGACAGGAAGCUUUAUCAAUGUCUUCUCCUCAAACGGAAGCGCAGCAGCGUAAAUGAGGAGGAGGAAGUAGAGGGAAGGAGAGAAGAUAAAAAAAGACAGAAGUGUGAGCCAGCACAGGUGAAAGACCUUUUGGACCCCACAGAUCUGGAAUGUUCUCUUUGCAUGAGAUUUCUCUAUGAACCAGUGACAACGACAUGCGGUCACACCUUCUGUCUUCAAUGUCUCAAGAGAUGUUUGGACCACAACCCAAAGUGUCCACUCUGUAAAGAAGAGCUGUCUGAGUACCUGGUUCAAAGACAGUACUGCAAGACUGCCCUAAUGGAGAACCUGAUCGCAAAGUAUCUUCCAUCUGAGCUUGUGGAAAGACAGAAAAUCCAUCAGGAGGAGAUGGCUGAGCUUUCAAACCUGAACAACAACGUGCCUAUAUUUGUGUGCACCAUGGCCUUCCCCACUGUUCCUUGUCCGCUGCAUAUCUUCGAGCCGUGCUACCGACUGAUGAUUCGCCGCUGCAUGGAGACGGGAACCAACUGCUUCGGCAUGUGCCUGGGAGACGACCUAAAAGGGUUUGCAGAUUACGGGUGCCUGUUGGAGAUCCGUGACUCGAAGUUCUUCGCUGAUGGCCGCUCAGUCGUGGACACCAUCGGCAGGCGGAGGUUUAAAGUCAUUCAGCACAGUGAGAGAGACGGCUACAACACGGCUGAUAUUGAAUACUUGGAGGACAUAAAGGUGGAAGGCCUUGCGAAGGGGGAGCUGCAGUCGCUGCAUGACACCGUGUAUGAGCAGGCUCUGGUGUGGGUCAACUCUUUGAAGGCAGAGCAGAAGGAACGUAUUGAGGGCCAUUUUGGACCCAUACCCGAAAAAGACUCUGAACUUCAGGCCAGUCCCAACGGUCCGUCAUGGUGUUGGUGGUUACUUGCUGUUCUUCCAUUAGAAGGUCGAGCCCAGCUACCCUUCCUGGCCAUCACAUCUCUGAAGGACCGCUUGAGCGGCAUCCGCAAGGUUCUGCUUUUCAUGGCCCAGAGCAUACAUCGGGGCCUCCCAGUGGGCCAGCGGUCACAAUAGACCCCACCCAAACCCAGCCCCACAGUCACCAUUCAGCUGAUGUGUUGGCACCUUCUCGUUGUAGCGCCAUGCGCAAAACCGCAUUCAUCCAUUCAUCAUUCAUCCAUCCUCUUAUCAUGAUGCUAAUGUGCCUCCAUGGACAAGGUUGUACAUUGUUGUUGAGGGUCCUCCAAUUUUUUCUUCCUCAUAUAUCAGAUUAAACACGAAAUAGAUUGGAGGUGAGCUUUAAAGCAGGUACACCCCCUUCCCACACACACACACAUACACAACACACUUUGUGUAUUUACGUGAGACCAAACUUUGAUUUUUUUACACCCACUGCAGUUAAGUGACAGAAGUGACGUCAUAUUAAUUAGCAACUAUCUUCCUCCAAUCGUCACGUUUGUCUCUUGCAGUUUUGAUGUUUGGCGUUUUGCAUUAUUUUCUCUAUUAUUUAUUUUGUGUCCUUAUUUAUGCAUGCAGUGGCAUUGUUUACAUUUUUUUUGUCAUUUUCUCGAGGGUUAUUUCUUUGUGCUCGCCACCUAGAAACAUUAGCCGUCAUGCAGAGAAAGUUGAGCACAAAUUCACUUUUGGAUUUUCACAAAGCAGAAAUUAUUCAGCGUUCAUUUCGUACUUCCACACAGCAGGCAAAGGCCUUAAAACAAAAUCAUAGCGCAUGUCUUUUUAAGAAAUUACUUCCAUUUAACUGCAAAUGUGAAAACAUAUUUUCAUGAAAAUGUUUGUAAUUCCAAUACAAGAACCGAAAAAUGUAUUUAAAAUUCCCACCAAUAUAUUUUGGAGAAAAGUGUGAUGCCUUGUGGAAGUCAGCAGCAAAAAUCUGAGGGGCUCUUUUUCUUUGUGGAAGACCUCUCCUCCUAAAGGCUUCUUCACUUGGUGAGGAAUGAGACAAUCUUUGGUGGAGAGAUGUCACAAAAGUCAUACCAGGUUUGCCGUUGUCGUUUGUACCCAAGGAGGAAGUUGGCACCAUUUUGCAAUUUUGUGACAUUGCUUCUCCCGAAGGUUGUCUCAUUCCACAAGCUUCUUAUCACCAGACAUAAGUAAGGAAAGGCCACACUUAGAUAAGAGUCCAUUUAAGUUUUUGAGGACUACCAUCACACAAACUGACUGACAAUCUCCACAGACAUCUUGUAAAUGUCCGUGACUGUUAGCGCUUUGUCCAAAAAUUGUACACUAGUAGCUUUGGAUUGAAUUUGUUUAACUUAAAUAAUUAUUGUUUUAUAAUGUUUAUGAUCAUUUGUCUUACUUCAUAUGCAAUAGUACUGAGAUGUCAGAUUUAACCACCAUUUAUGUUGUAGUGUGAGUUACUUACAUUAGUGCAGGGCUAUCCAAAGUGAAUCCCACUUUACUGGCAUAUUGUUAGAAUGAAAUUAAAUAUUUUUGUAUUAUAUAUAUAUACAGUGGUACCUUGGAAUACGAGUUCAAUUGGUUUUGUGACGCAGCUCGAAAAGCUUGUAUUACGAAACAGUGUCGUCCAAUAAAAUGUAUUGAAAUCUUAUCCCCCAAAACACUACAAUUUUAACAUUUUGCGUGUCUGUUAAACAGAAUACCAAAUUUGUAUCAGAUAUUGUAUGCUCCUUAGAGCUGCUUUUCCAUCAAACACACCAUCAGCAGCUUCUCCAAAAUCUAAAUGUCUGCCGUUUAGAUAUUUUAACUGUCCUUCACACACACUUUCUUUCUUCCAAUGGUUGUAGAAAAAAAGUUAUGUCCAUUUCUGGCUAUAAGCCAGUCCUUCUUAAAUAGUGUCGAGGGCCUCCCUGGAGGGCAGCUGGGGGGGACGUGUGAACUCGAAGAACCGUACCAGGGGACGAGGAAUGACUGGUGUGUUGUUUCUUUAAUGUUAAUAACUUUACAAUGUUUUGCGGAUGUAUUGUUAUACUCAUUUUAUAGACAAAUUAUACUAUUUAUAGUCACGGUGAAAAGUGUGUGUGUUGGGGGGGGUGAAAAAUGUUCUUCUUCCUAGGGGGGGGGCUAUAAGCUAAAGGUCGGAUCUUCCAGUAACUCUUGAUUUUUGCUUGUAACUUAAAGUAUAAGGAUCAGCCAAGACACAUCUUGUAUCUCAAAGUACCAUUAUAUUUUAUAUUUUGUUAGCAGGUAUUACACUGAUUUGCUUUGUUUGCAAAAAGACAAAGCUUUGGUGUUUGGUUCAAUUGUAUUCAUAUUUUCCUUCUGGGGACAUUUUCUUCUCAAGCAUCGUCGCAUGUUAGGAACAAAAAGGGAAAUAUAAUUACACCCGCCGUGUAGAACUCGGAAGGGACAAUUCACUCAAUGCAUCAUAAUUACAACAGUAGUUCAGUAUAUAUACAACGUAGCUUUUGUUUUUACUUGUGAAGUUUGACAUGUAGUUUUGAAAACGAAGGCUUUUCUAACGACAGAAGUUCUAGUGCCUUAUGUUGGACUUCUUCCUGUUAAUAAGUAGAAAAUGGAGCAUGAGCGAAUGUGGGAUGAAGCAUCAUGGUGUCAAUUGUAGCAAAUAACUCCAUUAUUUUUGUGGUCAUCUCGAUAAUAGUCCAAAAAUAGCAUUAGUUUUAAUGUAGAUGUCAAAAAAGUUAAACAUCUUUUUACAGUGGAGUUUACUAAGAUGGGGAAUUGCAGGUGGAUAGUGACCAAGUCGACAGUUGAUGAUUGAUUACCUCUGUUGUUUAAUGUUAAAUUAAGCUAAGUGCUGUGCGUGUGUAUGUGUGCGUGCUUGCGUGCGUGUGUUAGUAGCUUCAUGUUUGAGCAUUGCUUUUUCAUCAGACUCAAAUAUAAGCACAUUUAAAUAUCAAACAAUUCUUCCAAUAAACUGACUGGACGUAAAGUUCAAAGAAGCUUAUUGCACAAACUUAUCGUUGGAAUUUUUGCUGUUUUUUUUUUUUAUGAAUCUGUUUGUCUCAGACUGAAUCCUCAGAGGUCAGAAUUGUCAUUUUGUAGCAAUGAAAGUCAUCAUAAAUGUACUUGUACUGUCCAACUAGCAAUACGACAAUAAAUACGUCUAUUUCUAAUUAUCUGGUUUAUUCUAUGAAUGUUUUGCACAGGUGAUGCAACAAGAGGAAAAAUCAAGAGUUGGCAUAUUGUAAGAAUGCAAUUAAACAAGAAAAAUGAAAGCGCACAAAUUGGAAAAAAGGGCAAAACGGUAUAAUAUUGGGAGAGAAGUUUGAAAUGAUAAUAAUACAACUAAUAGGACAAUCUGACAGUGUGGAUAUACAGAUGAGGUUUUCUUGAACUCAUGAAACAACUACUCAUGUUCUGUUGUCAAAUAAAACUUGAGUCAUCAAUGGUA